GCUUCAGUCAGACGUGUAGCCUCCAGUAAUGACUCCUAACGCCAUCCUACCUCAGUGACAGUCUAUCAGUCAUAACAUAACUGAACACAAUGGGUUUACCGCAGAGCUCUUUUUUGUCGGACGGGGGAACUAACAGCGGAUAUCAUGUGCAUGGGGUACAAGAGGACUCCCCUGCCCUGAGAGCAGGACUGGAGCCAUUCUUUGACUUCAUUCUCUCUAUUGGAAAUACUAGACUUAAUAAAGAAAGUGACUUGCUGAAAGACCUUCUAAAAGCCAAUGUGGAGAAACCGGUUAAACUUGAAGUGUACAACUCUAAAACCCAGCGGGUGAGAGAACUGGAGGUGACACCCAGUAACAUGUGGGGUGGUCAGGGUCUACUGGGUGCUAGUGUCCGCUUCUGCAGCUUUGAAGGAGCCAAUGAAAACGUGUGGCAUGUCUUGGAUGUGGAAGCCAAUUCUCCUGCAGCGUUAGCUGGCCUUAUUGCACAUCAUGACUUCAUUGUUGGAGCUGACCAGGUGUUGCAAGAUUCAGAGGAUUUCUUUUCUUUGAUUGAAGCCAAUGAGGGGAAACCUCUGAAGCUGCUUGUGUACAACACACAGAGUGACCACUGCAGAGAAGUAGUGGUGACUCCCAAUGGAGCAUGGGGAGGAGAGGGAAGCUUGGGCUGCGGUAUCGGCUAUGGCUACUUGCACAGAAUCCCAACCCGUCAAGUUCAGCCCAACACUGAGAAUAAAAGUGUUCUACAAUCCACACUAACAGGCAACAGUGAAGAAGUGGUUGCAAGUGACACUGAGCUGCCCCCAGUGAAUGCAGGUGGACCCACUGGUGUCAACGAAACAGGUUUGAAUCAAAUUGAAGGAGCUGUGCAGGAGCUGUGUGUUACCUCACCCACACAGUCAGCCUUGGACUUUGACAUUUCCAACAUAUCCGAGGCAGUAACUCCAGACUUGUCAGACAUGGUUUCCACCAAUGACAUCGGCUACAGCUCCAUGUUUGCUAAUUAUGGAGAUGAUACCUGUGAUCAGUUCAGCUUGGAUACCUCAUCUGCAGACCAAAGAGCUUCAUCUCCAGAGAAGGAAGAAGAUUCAGACCACCAGCAAACGGUGCAGGGUCAUGUUUUAGACCUGAUCACCAGCACUUCUCCAAACAGUGAGGGCGUUGAUGACAUCAUUGGCCUUGAAGUCACCACAGAGAACCUGCCUGACACAACUAUCCCAGAGGUGCAAGAUAAUAAUUCUGAGCACUCAAGCUCAGCCCAGAUUAUGGAGGAAGAAACUUCUGAGAGUGCAGUGACGGAAAGUUAAAAGGACUGCUUCACUGCUGAUAAUUAACGCUGGUUCAAGCUGACUUGCAUAACAGGAGAUUUAGAACACAUUAUGACACCGAAAGCUUCCCUUAUGACUAAGUUGUUUCACUGGAGCUAUUUUUUAAUUUCCAAGAGUUUUAUUUGUACACAGGUGCCAUUGCUGCAUGCUCAAUUGCACAUUUAAGAAAUAUUUUAUGUUGACUGAAAAGACUAGAAAGGCAGGUGCAAUAUGAAUGUAGUUCAUGUUUUACUCAUACUACUCAGCAUCAAACAGGAUGAAGCCUUAGCUGAAUCUUAGCUGCUAUUUAUCAGUCAUCCUGGUUUGCACUAAAAAGCCAAAGGUUAAGAAUAUUUCUUGUUACUCUUGCCGCUAUCACCUCAUUAAUGGUAUGAAACACUGUAGAAGAAUAAUGCUUUAGCUGGAAUUCAUGCAAAUCCAUCAUGUGGUUUUUAUGUUUUUGAAUAUGGGUUUUAUGCUUUUACUUUCUGAUAGGUUGAGUUGGAGGUAAAUUCAUAUGUAGAAAGAAAAGUUCUUUUAAAUCUCAGGCAUUUACUGUUAAGCCUCUUUGCCUUAUGUCUCGUUUGAAGUCUUUUCAUAUGUUGUGGGUUCAACUUUCAGUUUUUGUAAAUGAGCAGCACAUUGUUGACACGUUUGAUGCAGCUCUGAUUGUUUUGUGUUUCUCUUCUUGACAAAUAUUUCAGUUCAAUUAUGCUCCUGAUUUUUACGGAUGGGCAAAAAUAUUCAAAUAUUUAUUAAAAAAUAAGCUAA
This is a messenger RNA of Scomber scombrus (Atlantic mackerel), 2075 nucleotides long. Its product is annotated as Golgi reassembly-stacking protein 1-like. The record is from RefSeq and is a predicted model, not a curated record. The transcript is spliced from 9 exons. Gene Ontology annotation, molecular function: protein binding. Gene Ontology annotation, biological process: Golgi organization. Gene Ontology annotation, cellular component: Golgi apparatus. Lineage: Eukaryota; Metazoa; Chordata; Actinopteri; Scombriformes; Scombridae. Bases 90 to 1304 code for a protein of 404 amino acids.